AAGUUUGAUUUGGAAAUGCGCUACAGCAAAUUACGCAUGCGCACAACGGGCUCCACGGCUCCUAAAUGGCGCAUGCGCACAUCCAAAUCCCCAGAAGAAGCAGUAGUAGCUCAGGUCAGUCGUUCCAGCCAGCAGUCAUCCACGCAGCUAACUAAAUUCCGUUUUCUUAAAUUAGCCACUUUAAGCUUCGCGAUACCGCCCCCAAUUUCAGCGUCGGUACGGAGCCGCCAGGCCGGGACAGAGACGGAGAGAGAGGCCUCGGCCAUGGAAGCGCUCGGACCCGGCCCGCCUGCUCCCACCUCUCUGUUUCAGCCUCCACGGCGUCCCGGCCUCGGCACGGUGGGGAAACCCAUCCGGCUCCUCGCCAACCACUUCCAGGUGCAGAUUCCCAAGAUUGACGUCUAUCACUAUGACAUCGACAUCAAGCCCGAGAAACGGCCUCGAAGGGUGAACAGGGAGGUGGUAGACACCAUGGUGCGGCACUUCAAGAUGCAGAUCUUUGGAGACCGGCAGCCUGGAUAUGACGGGAAGAGGAACAUGUACACAGCACAUCCACUGCCAAUCGGGAGAGACCGGGUGGACCUGGAGGUGACCCUGCCGGGUGAGGGGAAGGAUCAGACCUUCAAGGUGUCGCUGCAGUGGGUGUCUGUGGUCAGUCUCCAGAUGCUGCUGGAAGCCCUGUCGGGCCACCUGAACGAGGUCCCCGAGGACUCGGUUCAGGCCCUGGAUGUCAUCACACGUCACCUGCCCUCCAUGAGGUACACUCCUGUGGGGCGUUCGUUCUUCUCUCCUCCAGAGGGGUACUACCAUCCUCUGGGUGGAGGUCGGGAGGUGUGGUUCGGCUUCCAUCAGUCCGUCCGUCCUGCCAUGUGGAACAUGAUGCUCAACAUAGAUGUGUCGGCCACCGCUUUCUACCGCGCCCAGCCUGUGAUCGAGUUCAUGUGUGAAGUUCUGGACAUUCAGAAUAUCAACGAACAGACCAAACCACUGACGGAUUCCCAGAGGGUCAAAUUCACCAAGGAAAUACGAGGUUUGAAGGUGGAGGUGACACAUUGCGGUCAGAUGAAGAGGAAGUACCGCGUGUGCAACGUCACACGUCGACCCGCCAGCCACCAAACGUUCCCCUUACAGCUGGAGAACGGCCAGGCCAUGGAGUGCACCGUAGCUCAGUAUUUCAAGCAGAAGUACAACCUCCAGCUCAAGUAUCCACAUUUACCCUGCCUGCAAGUCGGACAGGAGCAGAAGCACACCUACCUUCCUCUGGAGGUCUGUAACAUCGUGGCUGGUCAGCGCUGCAUCAAGAAACUGACGGACAACCAGACGUCCACGAUGAUUAAAGCCACGGCUCGCUCCGCCCCCGACCGGCAGGAAGAGAUCAGCAGACUGGUCAAAAGCAACAGCAUGGUCGGGGGCCCGGACCCCUACCUGAAGGAGUUCGGCAUCGUGGUGCACAACGACAUGACCGAGGUGACGGGCCGUGUCCUCCCAGCACCCAUGCUGCAGUAUGGGGGCCGGGUGAGUACAGACACAGGGAGGGACUGUGGAAGGGGCCUCUCUCCACAGAACAAAACGGUGGCCACGCCCAACCAGGGCGUGUGGGACAUGCGAGGGAAGCAGUUCUAUGCCGGCAUCGAGAUCAAGGUGUGGGCCGUGGCCUGCUUCGCGCCACAGAAACAGUGUCGGGAGGAUCUGCUGAAGAGCUUCACGGACCAGCUGAGGAAGAUUUCGAAGGACGCCGGGAUGCCCAUCCAGGGUCAGCCAUGUUUCUGUAAGUAUGCCCAAGGAGCCGACAGCGUGGAGCCCAUGUUCAAACACCUGAAGAUGUCCUACGUUGGCCUGCAGCUGAUUGUGGUCAUCCUGCCGGGAAAAACACCCGUCUACGCUGAGGUGAAGCGGGUGGGAGACACCCUCCUCGGCAUGGCCACCCAGUGUGUCCAGGUGAAGAAUGUGGUGAAGACGUCCCCUCAGACUCUGUCCAACCUCUGCCUCAAGAUCAACGCCAAGCUGGGAGGCAUCAACAACGUCCUGGUGCCUCAUCAGAGGCCUUCGGUGUUCCAGCAGCCCGUCAUCUUCCUCGGUGCCGACGUUACUCAUCCUCCAGCAGGGGACGGCAAGAAGCCGUCUAUCGCAGCGGUGGUGGGCAGCAUGGACGGCCACCCCAGCCGAUACUGCGCUACAGUUCGAGUCCAGACGUCUCGGCAGGACAUGUCCCAGGAGCAGCUCUUCAGUCAGGAGGUGAUCCAGGACCUGACCAACAUGGUGCGGGAGCUCCUCAUCCAGUUCUACAAGUCCACCCGUUUCAAGCCCACACGCAUCAUCUACUAUCGUGGCGGCGUCUCCGAGGGACAGAUGAAGCAGGUGGCCUGGCCCGAGCUGAUUGCAAUCAGGAAGGCCUGCAUCAGUCUGGAGGAGGAUUACCGACCAGGUAUCACCUACAUCGUGGUCCAGAAGCGGCACCACACCCGUCUGUUCUGCUCCGACAAAGCUGAGAGGGUCGGGAAGAGCGGGAACGUUCCGGCCGGCACCACGGUGGACAGCACCAUCACACACCCGUCCGAGUUCGACUUCUACCUGUGCAGCCACGCUGGGAUUCAGGGAACCAGCCGUCCCUCCCACUACCACGUCCUGUGGGACGAUAACUGCUUCACAGCCGACGAGCUGCAGCUCCUCACCUACCAGCUGUGCCACACCUACGUCCGCUGCACGCGCUCAGUCUCCAUCCCGGCUCCAGCGUACUACGCCCGGCUCGUGGCCUUCCGGGCUCGCUACCACCUGGUGGACAAAGACCACGACAGCGCCGAGGGCAGCCACGUGUCGGGUCAGAGUAACGGCCGGGACCCCCAGGCGCUGGCGAAGGCGGUCCAGAUCCACUAUGAUACCCAGCACACCAUGUACUUCGCCUGAAGGAGUGUCAGCCAGUCCACCUGUGGAUCACAUCCGUCUUUCCUCUCGUUUCUCAUCUUUUCCUCAUCUCUCUGUCCCUGUAGUCUCUCUCUCUCUAUACUCUGGCUCCGCACACGGGGUGGUUCAGGUCGGGCCGGGUCUGCUGAUGUCCAGCUGGUUCUCCUUCACGGAACAAUCUCCAACCAGCGUUCCCAAUCAAGCCGCCUUUUCAACCAGCAAUCCAGCACUGCGAGACCCGCGGGGCUCCGACGCACAACCGGAAAAACAGAAGCAAACCGACACGUUGAGCCAUUUCCGUUUGUUCUUGUUUUUCUCUCUGAAUGUCUGCACUCGUGAUGGGGAGAAGCCGAGCGGCGGAGCGCCAGCUAAGCAGGACUCUUAUCUACUUUACCUCAAAGCCCCUCGGGGCCAAAUCUGUCACAAGGUCUGGGGUUUUGGGUGGUGGGAGGGACGGGGGUCGACCUUUUCAGAAUGAUAAUUAUAUAUUUUUCCUUUUUAUGAGCGCGUGUUUGAACUUUUUCUCCUUUUCUGUCUUUUACAAGCGAGGUGACCUGGGUGUCCAUGCCCGUUUUACUUUUCUCCCAUCUUAUAGAAGGUGUUGGUGUGUGUGUGCACGUGAGUGUGUGUGUCUGUGUGUAUAUAUGUGCACUGCUGUAUGAGUGUGUGUUUGAUGGCAGGCCACUGAAUUGUAAAGGGAAACAGGAGAGAACUGCUGUAAAUGUUUUUAUAUUCACACAUACAGAACAUAUAUUUCCAUCGGUAACCUGGAGCCUGUUCUGGCCCUGUUCUGGGCCAGCUGCGGCCACGGUUGGACCGGUGACCGGCUUAGAAUCAGGACCUGUUGACCCACUGGAGGCAUCCUGUCAGCUUCCUUUUUAAAAAGCGGGAUCUGGGUUUUGUGUGGUUUUGUUUUCCCUCGGACCUGAUGGUAUGAUGACACUUCUGGACGUUUCUGGACUUUUUAUCUCUUUAGGCCUCCUUCAUGAAUUCUGGCCUCAUUCAUUGCACUGACCCGGGACGCUAGGCAAGCUAACAGAGGGCACUCUGAUCUCUUUAUGCAUUUAUACAUACAACAAAGCAGAUUUGUAAAAGUUUAAUAUAAAAUGUUUCAUGGUUAUCUUAAAAACUGUCGUUAGAUUUAGUAGUUUGAUGUUGUCGUCGUCGUUGUCGAUGUUACUAUCGUGAUGAAAUUUUACGGUUGGCAGCAGAGCCACUUAUAUAGUUACUAGAGCGACUUCAGGUUAAAGAUGGCGGCGCAUUGGUUGGAUUUUACAUUAUUUUGUAGCAUUCUGAGGAUGAGGAUGACGUGUAGCGGACGGGAAGCUGCUUCCGAUGAGGUGGAUGGAGACAAUCAGGGCCGAGUCGAGGGCUUUGUUGGAUUUUUAAAUAUUUUCUAAAUGGUUUCUAUAACUGUGUAUCUGAGGUAUAUUCAUCAGGACGUGUUUUUCUUCUUUUAACGGCCUUUUUAACACUGGAUUAAGCGAGCACUGCCCGGAUGAUGCUCAGUGGCGCCCCCUGCUGGAUUUGAAGGGACAGGAAAGGGUCGCCGUGCACGCCUCACCAGGGGGGAGCAGCUCGGUGAAAACCUUUUGUAAUAAACCACCCGUAAAAAACAGGUUUACUAUGAAUGAGUUUGAGCAUCGUCCUGUUGAAGGCGUGCACGCUGGCGCUGUUGAGCAGAUCAGGGCCCGAUUGAGGCCGGAUCUGGGGCAGAUCAGGCGCAGAUCAGAGCAGGAUCUAGGCUAAAUUGGGUGGACUGGAUCGUAGCCUGAUCGGGGCCAGACUGGUGUCAGAUCAGAGCUAGAUCUGGGCUGGAUCUGGGCUUGAUGUGGGCCAGGAAGAUCGUAGCCUGAUCGGGGCCGGACUGGUGUUGGAUUGGGGCUUAAUUGGGGCCAUAUCGGGGCCUGACGGAGGCCAGAUCUGGGGCGGAUCAGGGAUGGACUGGAGCCGGAUCGGGGCCGGACUGGUGUCGAACCAGGGCCAGAUGCUCUCCGGCUUCACACAGAGUGGCAGCUGUUAACCUCGACUGAUCUCGGGUCAGAUCCCUCCCUGUCUGUAAAGUGAUGAAGCAAUACGAAGCUCCAGACUCUCCUCAUCGUAGUUGUCGGUCGACUCUUUACGUGACUCGGAUUAAUUUCUAUUUUUGUUACGUUUUUAUCUUUGGGUUCUUUUCUUUGCUCGUAUCAAUCAGUGGGAAUGUGCAUUUGGUGGACUAGUUGUUUAGGCUUUAGAUGACUUUUUCUUUCGAGUAACUCACGUAGACUUUGCUCGCCUGCAUGCCGGAGUAUCCUCCUUUUAAAAAAGAAAAACCCUUUUGAAUCAUAUUUAUUAUGAGAAAUAAAAAAUCUAAGAAGUUUUUGGGGUAAAUGUUUUAUGGGUUUCGUGGGACUGUUUUUAGUCUAGCAAUAUCUGUCCCGUCUGUACGAUGUGUUUCAGGCUCCUGGUGGAUGGUGGGGGGCGUGGCGGUGGGGGGGCGGCUCUUUGCGUCAGGUUCAAAUCCAAACGAGGUACUUUGUUCAAACGUGGACCCGUAAAGAGCCUGCCCCUCCUCCCCCACGCUCUGUGUUUCCAUGGCUACUCUUGACCCCUCACAAACGCACUUCCUCUUUUUGGCGGGGUCUCGGCGGGGGAGGGGGGCAGGAUUACCUCUUUUUAACCUUUUUAGAGACGCUCCGUGAUGAGUUUGUCCUGUUGGAACAGAGAGCAUGAAUUCUUUUGAUUCCUCUCACUUUGAUAUUAAUCUGAUCAGAUUUGUAAUUUUCUGUAUUGUUUAUUUUUUUCCUCUUUGCUUCCUGUCGGGGGGGGGGGGGUCGUUGCAGCUCUUUUUACUUUGUUGGCGCCAGUGUGCAGGUCUGAUGGCCGUCAGGUGUGUGGGGGCGGGUCAUGUUGUGGCCCCGCCCACAGAGGGCCGCUCACUGGCUGUUUAUUAUGUGACAUCAUUAUUAUUUUUGUUUUUUAGCCUGCAGGGAAAUCUUGUGUUAAUGUGCAAAGUAAUAAAUUGGUAUUUUAUGCCCAUAA
This is a messenger RNA of Melanotaenia boesemani (Boeseman's rainbowfish), 5922 nucleotides long. RefSeq names its product argonaute RISC component 4 (gene ago4). Gene Ontology annotation, molecular function: protein binding; RNA binding. Lineage: Eukaryota; Metazoa; Chordata; Actinopteri; Atheriniformes; Melanotaeniidae. The coding region runs from base 16 to 2904 and encodes 962 amino acids. The transcript has 19 exons. The record is from RefSeq and is a predicted model, not a curated record.